CAAGAGUAAAUAGUAAGCAAAGUUUCCCUGAAGCGUUGAGACGGCUGGUCCGUCCUAUUAUUUUUUUUGUAGUGUUAUAUUUUUUACAUGAUCGAAACGUUUUUGAUUAAGCAAAAUGGCUCCUAGCCCAGUGGAUGAAAUGACAAUGUUGGAUUUAGACAGAUCAAACCGUGGUGCAUCUAAACAGAGAAGAGACCAAAUCAACACAGAAAUAGGAACAAUGAGAGAUCUGCUUCCAUUGGCUGAGUCAGCCAGACAGCGACUUUCGCAAUUACAAAUAAUGUCGCUGAGCUGUGUAUAUAUCCGGAAGUGCAACAUCUUACAAAAACUUUUUCGAUCAUCACGCCAGGGAAAAGAUUUACCCUGUGACUUUUUCCAGGCGCUUACUGGAUUUAUAUUAGUAACCACAAGAGAGGGAAAAUUAUUGUAUAUCUCAGAAAACGUAACGGAUUUCCUGGGACAUUCUAUGGUGGAUAUGAAAACACAAGGGGAUAGUUUAUACGAUAUUGUUGAUAAAAGGGAUCACGUGGCCGUGCAGACACAGUUACAAGGAGGUGACGUCACAAGUUCACAAGAUGUCGCUUUCUUCUGCAGAAUGAACAUGUCGAGAAGUUUAAAACGCCAAGCUGGUUUUGGCGAUGUAAAGGUAAUGCACGUUCGUGGACAUUUUACCUCCGUGCCCGGAAGUGAAACUGGAAGCGACCAACAGUAUGUUUUUAUGGCCACCUGUACCCCUUUGAUCACACCGGAACUAAAAGAAAAUUUGGUACAAAACAACACUAUGAUCUUUAAAACAGUCCACCAACUGGACAUGAGCUUCAUGGAGAUCACUGAAACAGCGGAGCAUCAUCUUGGAUACACAAAUAACGAGAUUAGUCGGAAGUCAUGGUACACAUUAUUACACCCUGAAGAUAUUCAUGUUGCUAGGGAGAAACAUGUACAAUUGAUCAGAUCCAGUCAUGAAAUGGGGUGUAUGGUGACAGUACGCAUGCUCAGAGCUAAUGGUUCUGUAAUAUGGAUAAAUAUGGUUAUGCACGUGAGACAAGCUGCGGUAGUCUCAAACGACGAGCCCGUUAUAGUGUGUAUUAACCAGGUCAUUAGUGAGCAGGAAGCCUAUCAAUUUAAAAUACAGAGCAACACGUUCAGUAUUUACCCAUUGAGGAGUGAUAACAUGUGGAGUUCGGGAGUUGGUAAUCUGCAAUCAACACACCAAACUAAUCAGUGGAUUCCCAACUCUCCAAACUAUGGACAGUAUCCAACCAUGCGACAAUCACCACCUGGAUUCCAGGAUCAUUUAUCUCAACCACAGUACCUAAGACGAGGUUGCACUGAACAACGAAACAAAUCUGCGUCACUCCAAACUGAGAAGGUUAAGCAAAUGCUGCAGAAGAAACUCACUGGAUGCAAGCCUGCCAAGAUUCCUAGAGUCUCCUCCACAGAUCGCACUGAUAAACCUGCCGGUUACCAAGGAGAUUUUGGACUCCGCCCUACAACAAACUCUUACUUCGGCUCUUUCGAAUCUUUCUGUGACACAUCGCUUUCGUUGGAAUCUCUCUGGCAUGCACCUACCCAGGUGAUGUCAGUCAGUAACUACUCAGUGUCAUCAGAACCCACUAUGCAGAAGAAGGGCGUUAUUGUUGAACCAUCCAUGCUGAGACACUCGGCAUGUUUGAGUCCAAAUCUCUUGGAGCAGGUUGUUCCUGAUUCUGGGUGUAUUGUUCCUGAUUCCUACUUGACACCUGAGCCUUCGCCGGCGUCAAGUCCGGAACACAAAUCUUCCAGCGAACAAACAACUGGCUUAGAUAGCUCUUUCGAAUUGCUGGAUGAUUUGUCAAAGAUUGAACAGUUUCAACAGGUCCAGAAGAUAAGAGAGGAGAGAAGCUUAGCAGAAAAAACUGGAAUGAAGAGGAAGAGAAAGGAACUGCCUUUAAUGGAUUCGUUGGAUAUUGAGUCAUUUUUUGAUAAGUUGACCCCACAUAUGAAGCGUGAAUACCCUGAAGUUAAACCGGUGAUUAAAGCAAAAAGUAAACCAGUGAAAUCAAAAGACUUGCUUCCUGUAAUUGAUUCAUCUUAUCUGGAGGCUUUCUUCAACAUCAUUGAUGAUGUCGAGGAACAGUUGAAAAAAACAGCUAGCGCACAGGCGGCUGUUAAACAAGAACCGGUGGAACAGAACAUGGUGUCAAUGACGCCAUGUUUCAGACCUUUCUAUCCAACGCCAACAACUAUGCAGUCAUCCCAAAGUCCUCUUCAUAGUGUGCCUUCUCCUGUAUCAUCAGUACACGAGGAAUUCUCACCUGGCCCAAGCUACGCAUCUGAAUUAUCAGAAGAAGAAUUAAUAGACGAAUUUAAUAGUACACCAGUUGAGAUGUCACUCACCGUUGAUGUAGCUGAAGUUAAAGAUGAAUUCGAGGCUCUGCAGCAAUCUCACUUCCAACCAGAAACAAACGAAACCGAGUUGUUACAACUCCAAAGGCUCCUCAGUUCACUUGUACCAAAUUCAGGUUCGCGAAACCUUUUAAAAGACCCCCAGUAGGAAAAUUUUGUGUAAGCUCCACUUACAGAUGUUCCCAGUAUGGCAUAUUGCCAUUGUUAGCUAAACAGUCAUUGGAUGAGUCCUUUGGCAUGCUGCUGGACAGCUCUUAGUGUUUUAUCAUUAUUCAUUGGUUAAAAUGCCAAAAACUUUAUAGCUGCUGGACAGUUGAACAUUAAUAGGUUCGCCGGUCGAUCCUAUUCCCUCUCUUUGUGGUUUAAUAUAAACGUUUAUAUAACGAAGUUACUAAGGAAACAAACUGCUGGUCAGUGAAGAAAAAAAAUCACGGAAACUUGCUUACUACGUAACUUGUGAAUCUAUUUUUAUAAUAUAUGGAUUCCUGUUGAUCAGGACUAUUAUUAAACAGGAGGACUUGUUGAUCAAGUCAGCUUUGAGCGAUGGAAGUAUUAUUAGAGUUAGCUAUCAUCUUAAUGACGUCAUUAUGUGCCUUAUGAGGAAGUGACGGAAUAUUAUCAUUUUGCGUCGUGGCUGACCAUUUCUUCUUUAUUUUUGUGCUUAGUUCAUACAGAUAGCUUUAUAUACUUACAUAUAUUAUGAUAAUCAAAUUUAUUAUAUUGUUGAUUUGUUUAAUACGAAACUAUGGCAACUGCUAUUUCAAUAUAUCUUUGUUUAUAAAAGAUCUAAAUUGGCCAUCUUUUCCCAGUUUAGCAUGUUUUUUAUGUAUUAAAUUUAGACAACUCAAAUUUUUGGAGAAAUCAGCAAUUUCAAGGCUAUCGCUGGUCGAUAACAAAGAAAGUUGCGAUUUCUUUUUAAAUUUCAUCAAAAUUAGUUAUAAGAGUUCUAAAAUCAUUACCCACUAGUGUUCUAAUACUUCAGAAACUUACAAAAUAUCCGAAGUCUGUCUCCUCACAAGACAACGUUUCAGCAUUGCAUAUAUAUCUAUUAGUCAUAAUUCUAUUGUCAUAAUCAUUUAUCUUGCAUUUUGUUCAUUAGUAAUCAAUAGUUCAUAUCUAUAUCCUUAAUUUUAUGUUGCAUUAUAUAAUUAUUUUGUUAAUUUUAAGCUGCGCUGGUCGCAAAUAUAUCAUGUAGAGUUAAAUAACAUUAAAGUGUUCAUAACUAUUGUUGUCAAAAUUAAGAUUUGAAUUGAUACGAUCUCGGAAAGUUUUUGGAAUUUUAAAAAGUGUCAGAAACCGCUCCUUUACGUUAUUUCAUUGUAUACGCUGGUCGUGUAUAAGAUAUGGCGUGUUGGGAACAAAUGCUGCUACAUCAGCAUAGAAAAGGUAGACCUAGUUAUCCGCCCUUAGAUCCCAUUCAAUGCAUAAAAGAGGAUCAAGGAGUAGAUAACUCGGUCUAAAAUUAAGUGACGUCAUGAGCAGAGAAACGUUCACAUCGGUACAGAAGUUAAUGCCGUCACUAAACAUUGUCGCGUAGCAGGGUAGUUUCGUUCACCCAGACUGUUUAUAUAUUCCAUCGGUUACUAAUCUCGUGAAGACUGGGGAUGUUUUGGAUGAUUGGAAACUUAAUACAGAUGUUAGUUCAAUGUGCAUUGAAAUUUGUUUAGGUACCAGAAGCGCACUUACUCGUCUAAUAAUUAAUAGCCCAUGUAUUAGGAAGGGUCUGAUUGGACGAAAUUACGAGUGGCAGUGCUGUAAGAGCACAUAAACCAAUGACGUGGAAACACCAUUACGUCAGUUAAAAUGAGUUAGAUGCGUUCUGCUCCCUAGCAUCUCUUAUUUUAUACAUUUUUCAGAUCUUAUUUCAAUUAAAGUAUAUAUAUAUAUCUAUGUUUAUGAUAAAAGAGACAGUUAUAGAUUAUAAAACGGUCCAUAAUUUAGCUGGGUCUGCUUUGAUUGCAAUAUAUCCAAAUCCGAUGGAUAAAUUCGAAUAUGUAGUUCAGAUUCAGGAAUCUGCCUAAAAAAUAACAAGUUCUAAACCGUGAGAAUAUCGUAGUCUCAAAGUAAUGUAGAUUUCAGCAGACUUUGUCACGAUUACAUGUUGAACACAUGUAAUUUCUGACAAAUGAAAAUUCGGAUUCAAUGCAAUCAAGGUCGACCAUAAUUGAUUAAAUUUUUUUGAUAACAAUUAAUGCAUUGUUUUUGGAAGUUUACAUUUUAGAAUUUUCUAAUUUAUUUUGGUAGUAAAUUAUAAAGACGCACAAAUUUAACCUUUUAUUAAAUUAGAACUUAUUGUUUAAACGUAACUAAAGUUCUGACUUGUUUAAAAAUUAGUAAAGACCAACUGUCACUUUAAAUCAGAUUUACUUUUAAAAUCGUAUUUGUAGCUAUGUAAGCCGUGUAACCAACCGUUUAAAUGCCUACAAAUCUUUAAAAGUCUAUGAAUUGUUUUGCCGUUUUCGUCAAUUUAAAUCGUUCAUUGUUCAAAUUUGUUUUCUUUCGUGUGAUUUUGGAAUUUUCUAUCAUAGAUCUUCUUUUUGAUGGUGUUUUAAAUUCUAGUUCGAUUUCAUUAAAAUUUUAAGUAAUUCUAGCUCUAGUAUAAGAUAUUUUGAAAUUUUGUGGUGCCUUGUUUAUCGAUUGAUGUUUCAUAAUGAAUUUUUCUUCGCGUUGGCUUUGUAUCACUAUCUCUAUUUUAAUGGUUCCAAUAAAUUCUUCUCUGAUAAUGA
This is a messenger RNA of Patella vulgata (common limpet), 5111 nucleotides long. RefSeq names its product neuronal PAS domain-containing protein 4. The record is from RefSeq and is a predicted model, not a curated record. Gene Ontology annotation, molecular function: DNA-binding transcription factor activity, RNA polymerase II-specific; protein dimerization activity; RNA polymerase II transcription regulatory region sequence-specific DNA binding. Gene Ontology annotation, biological process: regulation of transcription by RNA polymerase II. Lineage: Eukaryota; Metazoa; Mollusca; Gastropoda; Patellidae. The transcript has 10 exons. The coding region runs from base 116 to 2533 and encodes 805 amino acids.